AAAUCUAAAUUGAAGAAUAAUAUCAGGACGGAUGGAAUAUUACUUAUGGCUGAUGGCAUUGUUGUAAACAAUUGAGAUAACAAGCCCAUCAAUUUUGUCCAUAUUUGUAUUUCCAUAUAUCUUACAUAAAAGGCAAGAAUCGAGUUAAUCAUGAAGGAACACUCUGCUCGAGCAAGUUCAGCUAAUGACCUAAUGUAUACCAUGCAAUAAGAAUGGAUUUCCUUUAUAAGUAAGGAAUCUGAUCUCCGCCCCAAUACACCACAAAUGCCCUUGUACCUUCAGUUCUCCUUUCAUUUCUGCCGUCUCCCAAACAAAUUUGAAUAGACCAAGAGCUCUAUCAAGCUGUUUCAUUGCCCCCAAUAUCACAGUUUCUUCAUCUGAUGUCAAAAAUUUACCCAUACACAGGUAAAACACAUUUUUGCCUUCAGCGGGAUAAAACCCUCCGCUUACUUCCACCUCAAUAUCACGAACGCUCCCAUACAGAUAAUACAGCAGCAGCGAGUAAAGACACCGUGAUGAGUGACCCAAUGUCUUGAUGAGCUUCUUUUGCACCAGAUUUUCAUGGUGCCGAGUCUCUUUGUACCCAAUGUUUUUGUCCAUUAGAACAUCCCGAAUUUGAUAAAGACCUUCCUUCAUGAUCUCAAGCUUCGUUACAUGCGAAACAUACUCCUUCCUAUCACUCAAGCAGUUAAUAAGGUCAACGAACAUCUCAAGGACUUCCUCCCAUUUGUGAUUUCUGCUAUCUGCCUUUGCACCUUUGGAAGGUGCAAGGCGCAUCCAUGAAGUGGACUCGAGAUCAUAAGAUAUCGCAAUGUUAAUAUGCUUCAGACAACUGGCAACCACCUGCUGUGCCAUUUUAGUUUCUUUGCUCGGGUGCUUCUUAAUUUGAUAAUCAAUCUCGGUUCUCAGAUCAUUGAGUAUCUCUUCCAGUGCACCAGUCCAUAUCUUAUGCUCAGUUACCUGUGGCAGUAUUUUGAGCCUGACCAACUUCCUCUGUUGAGCCGAAACAUUCAAAAUGUUGGCAACUCUAGUAAGCGAAUUCAAAGUGAGAGGUCCCCUUUCACAGGGCUUACCAAAGAAAAUCGGCAAACCAUCACCAAACCUAGCCACUCCAUUCUUCCUAAUCGCUUCUUGCACGGUUGGACAACCAAUAAAUUCCCUAGAAAGUAACUUAAAAGCAAGCAUUUUCACUUCAAGCUUAUCAUCAAAGACUCUUGAAUUAUCACUAACACUAAAUAACCUUCCAUCAAUCAAGUCAAUACCUUUUAACAAUCCGGAUAAUUUCUUUAGCUUCAGAUAGGCCUUUUCAUACCAUUCAGUAGGCGAAAGCUCUUCCUGAGGAGACAUUUCCGGGGACUUAAUGGACAGAAAUCUCAAAUGCACCAGUCCAAUCUUUUUGGUUCUGAAGUACUUGGAUGAAUGUUGCACAAGGCCUUCCACAUGCUGCCAAUAAGCCAUGACCCAAAAUCUGGAGAAUAAAAAGUCCUCACACUUUCACCUGUUCCUUUCCCAGAAAAAAUCUCGUUCCGGCAUUUUAUCGAACAAUCUGAGGGCACUCUUUCUCCAGCAGUAGCUUGCCCACCAGUCUUAGUUUCAGUUCAGUUUCUUGCUUGAUCACCAACAACCCAGAAAACUAAGAAGCCUAAGCAGAGGUCUAGACGCCAUUCGCAGAUGAAAGAACGAAGUGAAUAAAAGUGGCUCAAUAAGCUUUCUUCUUCUUCUAAAAUAAAUGUGCCAGUUAAAGAGGGAAAAUACGACCAUUGAGUUCUUAAUAAUCAGGAGUAUAAAAAAGUAGACAUUUCUUUUUGGGAAAUAACAAAAGAAAAAAAAAAUUCUUUACUACAGAAAAAUAAAAUACUAGUACUAUAUAUCUUCAAGAUUAACUUUUUUUUAUUUUUACAGAAAAGGAUUCUUAUUCUGCUUCAUCGUCAUCAGAAUUCAGUGAACAAAAUCCACCUCUUCAGUGCCUCAGUUUCACUGGGAAAGAAGAUAAACAAUGGCUUCCCUUCAAAUAUCCAUCGACUUCCAACAACUUCUUCAUCUCCACCAUAAACCCUCUUUCCUAUUCAACCCAAUUACUACUACAAGAAUUGCAACCCAAUCCUUCUCUUCCUCUUCUUCUUCUUCUUCUUCUUCUUCUUCUUCUUCUUCUUCCUCUUCUUUCUCCUCACUUCUCACUUUUGCUCGCCGCAGGGGCAGCCACAACAAUCCUAUUAGCACUCAGAAGCCUAACGGAAGAAAGCAAAAAUCAACCAAGAAACAGUCACAAGAAGAUGAAGAUGAUGAUCCAUUUGAGGCUCUCUUCCGCCAGCUGGAAGAAGACUUGAAAAAUGACGGUUUAUCUUUCGAUGACGAUGAUGAGGAUAUAAGUGAAGAGGACCUUGCAAAGCUUGAACUUGAAUUGGAAGAGGUACUGAAGGAUGAUGAACUUUUUGGGGCUUUGGACUUGGUUGGGGAUGCAAAAACAGAAGAUGAUGCCAAAGAAGAGGACGAAAUAAUACAAAACGAGGAUGCUGGUGACCAUGACGACCAGGACAUUGGAGAAGAAUUAGAGCCAGAAGAAGAUGAUGAUGAUGACGACGAUGUAGAAAUGCCAGUCAAGCUAAAAAAUUGGCAGCGGAAGAGACUGGCUUAUGCCUUGAAGAAUGGUCGGCGUAAAACCAGUAUUAAGAACCUCGCAGCUGAUUUGUGUCUUGAUAGAGCUGUUGUCCUUGAACUACUCCGUGAUCCUCCUCCAGAUCUUUUGAUGUUGAGUGCUAGUUUACCUGAUAAACCAGCUUCAACGAUCCUAGAGCCAGUAAAUGAACCAACAGAAACAGUCCCUGUGGAGAUGAUAUCAGAAAUUCCAAAGCCCGCCGAGGAGGCUGCUGUGGGGAAGAAAGUGCCAAUUCAUGUGAUGCAGAGCAACUGGUCUGCUAAUAAGAGAAUUAAAAAAGCUCAACUUGAAACUCUUGAACUAGUGUAUAAACGAUCAAAACGACCCACGGUGAGUUUUUUUUUUUUUUUUAAUAAUUUUCUUGAAACAAUAGCUAGCUCAAAUACCAUUGACGCACUUCUGGAAAAACAAUGCACUUUGGGGGUAAACAAAUGUGAUCAUUAUAAGGUGAUUCAGUGAGGGUUUCAUUCUUGGUUAUCCUCUCUUGUUUCUUUUCUUUUUUUUUUUUAACGUCCAUCUCCCUUGUUUCCUUUUUCAAAAUAUCAUAAACUGUAAGCAGACGUUAGGCUACAUGAGGGCUCCGUCUGACAUAAAGCUGUUUGGUUUAGGCUUAUGUUUCUGAUAUCGGUGACUAAAGAUUUUCGGGAGAAUGAAGUAUAAAUCUGGUAAUUGUGGGUACCUGGGCAGAUAGAUUUGUUUAAUUUUUGUCAUAAGUACUGGUUCAAUAGUAGUUGAAAGAGGUAUCUGGAUCAUUAUGUGGAGAAAUUAUGGAGUCCAAGGAAAUUUAAAGGGGAAUAUUGAGAAGAUAUGGGUUUUGGGAGUUUUCCAUGUAUGGUUAUCUUAGGGUUUUGCUGCUGAAAUUCUUACUCUUUGCUGAAGAAACAUUGACCCUGGUUCUUGUUUUCCCGUCAGAAUGGCUGUGUUUCUUGACAUUUUCUACUUCUCCGCUUUGGUUCUUGAUAAUGACUUCAACCAGAGUGCAAGGCUUUGGAUAACAUAUUAGUCAAUGUACAUGAACAUUAUGCUCAAAUAAUUUUGGUUGGUAUUACAAUUGCAUAUUGUAAAUCACUCAUUUUUAAUUUUUAUUGUUUGAAAAAUAUUGUACAGAAUGCCAUGGUCAGCAACAUUGUGCAUCUAACAAAUUUGCCUCGCAAAAAGGUUUUGAAAUGGUUUGAGGACAAACGUGCUGAAGAGGGUGUCCCUGAGCGUCGCGCUCCUUAUCAACGUGGUCCUUCCCCUUCCGUGUUCACAUGAAAGAUGGGUUCCCCCCAAGCCUCUCUUAUAGCGAUUCUCCAACAUUGUCCACCUUUGCUAUGGAUUUAUAUUCUUUUUGUCUUAUAAUAGUGAUGUGUAGGGGUCAUGAGUAUGCUAAAGUUUUGCUAAAGUUCAACGGAAACAAGCAAGCAUAGGUUUUAGAUGAAGAAUGUGUAAGAUUAUGCUAAAUUUGUUGUUGGAUAUAUCAUUAUGUAUAUUCCAUAACAUUGUAAGGUUUAUGGAAAGGUGAUGACUUGACUUGACUAGAGGAAACCUAGUGUUCCAGGUGACAUGGCAAGCUUUUGGCUAGAUAUUACUCUUUAAGAUUUGGAGAAAUCACGUAGUUUCAAUUGUUUUUACCUUGC
Oldenlandia corymbosa var. corymbosa is the source of this 4275-nucleotide messenger RNA. Lineage: Eukaryota; Viridiplantae; Streptophyta; Magnoliopsida; Gentianales; Rubiaceae. The record is from the annotation of a GenBank genome assembly.